GGCAGCGGGAAGUAAACAAACAAGCAUGGCGAUGGAGGGUCACAGAAGCGAGCCCACGUCGGUAAUUGUAACGCAAUUGCCGAAAGAAGCGUAUAGAAGACCAAUUAAUGACUAUUUCGGCCAAAUUGGACCAGUGGUCAGAUCACAUCUAGUCAGAGAUAAUGAAGGCAAUUCGAAGGGCAUUGCGUACAUUGUGUACUCAACACAAGAGGAUGCUGAGAGAUGUGUGGAACAACUCAACAAUACUAAAUUUCAAGAUAAGGUGAUUCACGUAAAGUUGACAAAGCAGAAAGGUGGCAGGAAAAUAUAUGAAGAUGAAGAUGAAAACCCAGAAGUUAAAGAGGAAGCCAAUGAUUUUUACGAAGAGGAAGCGGAAUAUAAGUACAACAAUAGUUGGAACCCAGCGAAGGAUAGGAACAUGCGUAAACAGGGAAGAAUUGUUGUGAGAAAUUUGUCCUUUAAGGUUGAUGAAGACAUAGUCAGAGAGCAUUUCUCAAAAUUUGGAGUCAUUGAUGAAAUUAAUUUAUUGCGCAAGAAGGAUGGCCAGCUUGUGGGUUGUGGUUUUGUCCAAUAUAGAACCAGAUCUGAAGCUCUACGUGCAAUAGAGGAAUGCAAUAUGAAGCCACUGUUAGGUAGAACAAUAGCUGUGGAUAUAGCCGUCCCAAAGGAGAAGUUCACAGGGAAGAAUGAGAGGGCAGAGAGCUCCCACACAGACUAUGGAGAUGACCCGGGAAAUUCAACAGCAGGACCUAAUGAGAGAUUCUAUUACAAGGACGAACAGAAAGGAAGCAACCACGUCAUUUUUGGCGAGGAAGACACAGAUUAUCUCAAUGUGAAAAUAAAGGAAGAGAGGUUAAGCGAUGAUGAAGAGAUCAGUAUAGUAAAGGAAAGGAAAAGUGACAAUGACAGUAAAGAAGACAUUAAAGUGAAAAGGGAAGACAUGCUGGAUAACGAAGGGGAUGACAGUGGUGUGGCAGAUGACGAGAUAGUAAGCGAAGACGAAGAGGAGUUCAAAGGAAGCCAGGUCAGAGACCCAAUGGAGGGAGCAAAACCAGCCCCAACGAGAGGACCCAGCAAGGACGUAGCAGAGGAGAGAACUCUGUUCAUCCGGAAUGUGUCUUUCGACGCCACAGAGGAGGACAUUGGCAAGGUUUUGGAGAAGUUCGGAGAGCUAAAGUACGUCUUGAUAUGCAUGGAUAAGAUGACUGACCAUCCUAGAGGCACUGCAUUUGCUCAAUUCAAGGAAAGAGAAGCAGCUGAUGCAUGUCUGGCAGCAGUGACUGACCCCCUGAAGAAGGAGGAAUUUCUUGUCUGCGGCCGAUAUAUGCAUGCCAUGAGGGCCAUCAGCAGGAAUGACUUGGAUGUGAAAACCAAGGAAAAAAAAGAGAAAAUCCAGAAGGACAAACGAAACCUUUAUCUAGCACGUGAAGGAUUUAUUCGUGAAGGAACCCAAGCAGCAGUAGGUGUAUCCAAGACAGACCUGGCACUGCGCGUUAGGCUGACGCAGGUGAAGAAGAGACUGUUGAAAAACCUACACAUGUUCAUUUCUCCUAAUCGCUUGUGUGUGAACAACCUGCCAGAGGAGCUGACUGAUAAAGAGUUCAAGCAGAUAUUUAUUAAAAAUUCACCAAAAGGGGCAAAGAUUACAGAGUCACGCAUUAUGAAAGACUUAAAGACCUUAUCGGAUGAUGGUACUCCUGUGAGCAAGGGAUAUGGUUUCAUCUCGUUUGCAGAGCACGAACACGCACUGCAAGCCCUGAGGAAAGUCAACAACAACCCUGAUAUAUUUACAGUGUUCAAGAGGCCAAUAGUGGAAUUUUCGGUGGAGAAUCGGGCCAUCCUCAAUGCGCGAGAGAAGAGGAUGGAGAAGAGCAGGGAGAUGAAUCCCACGUGGAAGAACAGCAAGAAGGCUCAGAAGAAAAAUGCAGAAGGCAAGAAGAAAGGUGAAAAGAAAACAGGAGACAAAGCCAAACCAGCAGUUGCCAAGAAGGCCAGCAAAGUAGCCACCGACACAGAGGGAGCCCAACUGCCGGCCUUUGUGGGAACGAAGAGCAAUGCGAAUCAGGGAACCAGCGGGGCCAUAUUGGGGAACCUAGGACCAAAGGUUCGAAAUCGCGACAAGGGUCAACCCCAGGGAAAGAUCACCCGCAGAAAGUACAGAAGGGAGAUGCAAGAUCGUGCUACAGGAAAGAAGCGGAAACGUCCUCAGGUUGAUGCUCCUGAAGAGGCAGCAGCACCAGUUAAGAAAGCCAAAACAGUUACAGAAGGAAAGGAAGGAAAGAUGAAGAAAUUAAAGAUGAAGAAAAAGAUGAACAAGGAAAUGAAAAAUGCCAUGAGAGAAGAUGCAGCGUUUAAUAAAAUGGUAGCAAAAUACAAGCAAAAAAUGACCUCUGUAGGGCCUAACAUCCCCGCUAAGAGAUGGUAUGAAGAUUAGCCUUCAUUAAUAAAAAAAAAA
Molecule: messenger RNA, 2455 nt
Organism: Penaeus monodon (black tiger shrimp)
Lineage: Eukaryota; Metazoa; Arthropoda; Malacostraca; Decapoda; Penaeidae
Product: RNA-binding protein 28-like
Exons: 10
Coding region: 26-2434 (802 amino acids)
Molecular function (GO): RNA binding
Source: RefSeq, a predicted model, not a curated record